AUGGUGACGGCAAACAAGGCCGAGAGUGGGGGCCACUUCUGGGUUACUGCCUGUGUCUAGGCAAUGAUUCCCCCAGCGGACUCGUUGCUCAAAUAUGACACCCCGGUGUUGGUGAGCCGGAACACAGAGAAACGGAGCCCCAAAGCACGGCCACUGAAAGUCAGCCCCCAGCAGCCUGGACCAUCGGGUCCAGUCCCACAGCCACCAAAGACAAAGGUCCCCUCAACUUCCUGUGUCCCAGACCCAACAAAGCAGGCAGAAGAAAUCUUGAAUGCCAUCCUUCCCCCAAGGGAGUGGGUGGAAGAGACUCAGCUAUGGAUCCAGCAAGUGUCCAGCACUCCCAGCACCAGGAUGGAUGUGGUACAUCUCCAGGAGCAGCUGGAUCUGAAGCUGCAGCAGCGGCAGGCCCGGGAGACAGGCAUCUGUCCUGUCCGCAGGGAGCUCUACUCACAGUGCUUUGAUGAGCUGAUCCGUGAGGUCACCAUCAACUGUGCGGAGCGGGGGCUGCUGCUGCUUCGAGUCCGGGAUGAGAUCCGAAUGACCAUUGCUGCUUACCAGACCUUGUACGAGAGCAGUGUGGCGUUCGGCAUGAGGAAGGCACUGCAGGCUGAGCAGGGGAAGUCAGACAUGGAGAGGAAAAUUGCAGAAUUAGAAACUGAAAAGAGAGAUCUGGAGAGGCAAGUGAAUGAGCAGAAGGCGAAAUGUGAGGCCAUUGAGAAGCGGGAGAACGAGAGGCGACAGGUAGAAGAGAAGAAGCACAAUGAGGAGAUUCAAUUCCUAAAGCGGACAAAUCAACAGCUGAAGGCUCAACUGGAAGGCAUUAUUGCACCAAAGAAGUGA
Orycteropus afer afer is the source of this 840-nucleotide messenger RNA. It is a transcript of the gene DNALI1, whose product is annotated as dynein axonemal light intermediate chain 1. The record is from RefSeq and is a predicted model, not a curated record. Lineage: Eukaryota; Metazoa; Chordata; Mammalia; Tubulidentata; Orycteropodidae. Gene Ontology annotation, molecular function: dynein heavy chain binding. Gene Ontology annotation, cellular component: filopodium; axoneme.